This is a messenger RNA of Lepisosteus oculatus (spotted gar), 2472 nucleotides long. It is a transcript of the gene sfrp5, whose product is annotated as secreted frizzled-related protein 5. Gene Ontology annotation, biological process: canonical Wnt signaling pathway; non-canonical Wnt signaling pathway. Lineage: Eukaryota; Metazoa; Chordata; Actinopteri; Semionotiformes; Lepisosteidae. Gene Ontology annotation, molecular function: Wnt-protein binding. The record is from RefSeq and is a predicted model, not a curated record.
GAGGAGGAGAGGACCUACAGCUUGUGAAGGGGCUGGAGGCUGGUAAACUCAGCCAGCUACAGCCUCUUAUACAGUAGGUGCACCUCGUAGAGCCAGAGCAGAGUAGUGUGAGGCUCCCCGCUCGCUUUCCUCAGAGCCACCUGAGUCAGCCAAGACAGCCAAGGAGCCCCAGCAGGCUUCAGGGCUGAAGCUGCAGAGUCCUGGAUCAACAUUUUCCUGAAGGAGGGGGCUGGACACAGCUUUGUUCCACAGCUGUAAAGUUCUGUGAAGAGGACUGUUCCACGUUUUCUCCAUUAAAAGAAAAAAAAAGUUUCCUUUAGAAACAUGGCAAUACCAAGGAAUCAGGCAUCACCCACCAAAGCCAUGGCCCUGGCACUGGGACUCUUCUUCCUCACCUCUGUGGCAUCCGCAGAAGAGUACGACUACUACAGCUGGCAGUCGGACAACUUCCACAACGGGCGCUUCUACACCAAGCAGCCGCAGUGCGUGGACAUCCCCGCGGACCUGCGCCUCUGCCACAAUGUGGGCUACAAGAAGAUGCGGCUGCCCAACCUGCUGGACCACGAGUCCAUGCCGGAGGUCAAGCAGCAGGCCGGCAGCUGGGUGCCGCUCCUGGCCAAGCGCUGCCAUGCCGACACACAGGUCUUCCUGUGUUCCCUCUUUGCGCCCGUGUGCCUGGACCGACCCAUCUACCCCUGCCGCUCUCUGUGUGAGGCCGUGCGGGACAGCUGUGCCCCGGUCAUGGAGACCUACGGAUUCCCCUGGCCUGAGAUGCUUCAGUGUGAAAAAUUCCCUAUCGACAAUGACCUCUGCAUCCCCAUGCAGUUCUCGGGUAACCACGCCACGCAGACUCCAGCCUCCAAAGUCUGCCCACCCUGUGACAAUGAGCUUAAGGCCGACACUAUAAUGGAGCAUUUCUGCGCCAGCGAUUUUGCUCUGAAAAUGAAGAUCAAAGAGGUGAAGAAGGAGAAGGGUGACCGGAAGCUGAUUGCAGCACAGAAGAAGAAGAAGGUGCUGAAGAUGGGAGUCCUGCGCAAGAAGGACCUAAAAAAGUUGGUCCUUUACAUCAAGAAUGGGGCAAACUGCCCCUGCACCCAGCUGGACAACCUGGGCACCAACUUCCUCAUCAUGGGACGCAAGGUGGACCAGCAGCUGCUGCUCAUGUCCAUCCACAAGUGGGAGAAGAAGAGCAAGGAACUCAAAUUUGCUGUCAAAUACAUGAAAUCCCAUCAGUGUCCCACCUACCACACGGUCUUUCAGUGACCUAUGACCCCACACCCUAAAGCACCCCAAAGAGCCCCAGACUUCAAAGGAAAGCACAUUUUGAUACUUUUUUUUCAGUGUUUCUGUCUGAAUAUUAAUAAGAGUAAUAAUAAGUACAAUAUUAACUGAUCAUUUCAGCUCAAAGCAGUACAAGUCAGUAUCUCUCUCACAUGGAAAUGGGCUUCUGCAUUCUCCACACUGUAGUCAUUCUGUUACGCCAGGUCUUUCCAGCAGUAAUAAUAACGGUUAUUAAUAUAAUAUGCUAAUAAAAACAUUGCAAUUAAUAACAAAAUAGGCAAGAUCUUGGAGAAUUUUGCAACGUUGGAUAUUUUUUAUAUUUUAUGUCUUGAUUUUAUUUAAAGCACAAAGAGUGCAAGAGUAAGAGUGAAGUAGCACUAUGAGAACGGGGAGGUAGAGAGCUUUUUCUGAAAGAACGGGAAAGAGACGGGGGAGAAGCAGGGAAUUAAAAGGAAAAAUACAAAGGGAACAUGAAGGCAAGGAAUGGGGAGGGGUGCAGUUUUUGGUGUGGAAAGAAGCUAAAAUGAUUUAAAAUACUGGUUCCUAAGUGUGGGGCAGGGACUGGCAGGUUCUCAGUACAGCAAAAUAACGGUCACCAUGGAGAUCUCCAAUCCAGGACUGGUGCUGAAGGACCAACUAGCUAUUGUAGAUAAUAAAAAAUUAAAUCUAUCCUGUAAAAAAGUAGAGUGCUAUUACGAAAAUGAGGUGAAUCGUGGAACAAGGGUAUUUAAGGCCGUUUUCAGAGGAAAGAGAAAUGGAGCGAGCUGCCACUGACUGUUCUAAAAAGCAGCCCUCACUGACAGCCAAGAGCGAGACUUUGUGCAGCAAACAGGAGGACCGCUCUGCUUCGUCAGAAAGGAGGCAGCUGGGAAAUUGGCCACUGGCUUGGAAUCUAAAAAACUCUGGAUCUUACCAAUAUCAAUGGUUUGUGAGAUCUCUGUUCAACAUUAUUAUUAAACUUUGUAUUAUUAUUCCUAUUUGCUUAAAUAGCAUCUACAAUAUAAAACCUCUACAGGCAUACUGUAGCACAUACAUCAACUGUUGCUAUAAUAAAUGGUAAAAAAAUAACUUUAAAUUGUUUUAAAAAAUCAGUACAUGUGUAAGUAGCUGUUAUCCUGAAAAAGGAGUUACCAUCCCUGUUUUCUACAAAAAAUAAUAAAAUAUACUUGAAAUUUUUAUAUAGAACAACAA